AUGACACGAUCAAGGCGUCCUCGGCCCUCCUACGUGAUGGAGGGCGACGACUUUGCGGGUGACGACUCGGACUCGGACUUCAACCCCGGCAUUGAACCGACCGUGGAAGAUGACGACAUGGACGUGGAUGUGAACGAGGUCAAGGCUGAGGAGGAAGAUGGCAACUACGGUGACGAGAUGGAGGUGGACUACGUGCCCAGCAAGUCCAGCAAAUCCAAGACCAAGGCCGUCAAGCCGACUCUCAAAAACACGCCGCGAAAAAUGCCUGUGAAAAAGAUUCCGACGACAAAGGCGGCGGCUGCCAACAAGGAGAAUGGAGAGGACCGAAAGGUGGCUCUCAAAGACCGGUUCAACCUGUUCUACGGCUUUGAUGAGGCUUCGCGGGUCAAGGGUAAUGCUAUCCGUCAAACCUGGGGUAACGUGACCUACGCGUGGGGCAAGAAUAUCAUGACGCCCAAUGUGACGUUCGAGACGCCUCCUGACCUCAAAGUCAACGUGGCUGAGCAGUUUGGAACUGCCGAAAAGGGCGAUGAUCUCACCACCCUUGGUCCUUCAAUGUCUCUUUUGAAUAGCACCGGUGAAGAGACCACUCUGGCCCCCAAGACUAGCUCUUCCUGGAAAGCCAGUGGAGGCGAUCAGGAUGCACCUAACCCAGCUUCGGUAAUUAACGCUGGAGCUCCUGUUUCGUCUGUCGCCUGGGCCUACGGACACACCGUGGCCCAGUACCUGGCGGUCUCCACUCUCAACAGUUCUCUGUCAGACUCCACCACCGGUCUGCCAGAAUCCACAGACCCGACGUUCAAGGCCUUUGCCUGCAAUACUGGACCUGGAACGAUUCAAAUAUGGAAGUUUAGCCCACAGCCAUCACUGAACCAGGUAUUCACGUUUGAUUUCGGCUUCGCUUCGGAAAUGGCCUUCCAACCCAGAAACCAGGAUGAUGCUCGAGACAGUGUAGGACUACUGGCCUCUGUUUUCCAAGACGGCUCUGUGCGUGUUUUUGAAGUGCCCUACAACAAUAACGACGAACCCGUGCACAUGACUCUCAAGGCUCCCUACAGAACAUUUAUGUUGGCCAGCUCAAAAGCCACCUGCUUGUGUUGGAGAGGACCCACAGUCAUUGUGGUCGGAUACACAGACGGAAAGAUUGCCGAGUUCGAUAUCUCAGACACAGACGAUGAAACCGCACUGAUACCGUCGUACUUUCUGCCCAUCCACUCCACCUACGUAGCCUCCAUUGCCUGUGGCUACCCCGUCGACUCACAUUUGGUGUUUUCCUCGUCGCCAGACGGUUUCUGUAAACUCACAGACGUCUCUGAUGCUCGUCACACUCGGGCUAUCAACCUACGAGUCAUUGACUACACACCUGCGGUGGCGUACCAGAGCCAUGUGUCUUCGUUCACGUGUUUGGAGGAUUCCGAGACUGUUCGAGUCUUGCCCACUCGACAGCUGAACCUGUACAAGUCUCUGACUUCUGUCACACGACACCAGACGCACGCUAUGAGUGUGGGUACCUCCAUCAACCAUCCGUUUGUCAUUUCUGGAGGCUCGGACGGAACUGUGGCUAUGGGUAACUGUGUCAGAAGAGUCAUGGUGGGCGCUCGAUACACGCACUCGUACGCCUUUACCAUUCUGUGGCGAUUCGAGUACUCCAAGAAGGAGAAUAGGUAUCGAUUGUUCGAUGGACUGCGCUCGGACGGGUUUGUCAAGGCCACAAACUCGAAGAACAGGGUGACUUUCCCUGAAAACGUCACCGUCACAUCCGUCCAAUGGAACAACAACGCCGCUACUGGAGGAUGGUAUGCUGCUGGUCUCACUUCAGGGCUUGUGCGCGUUGAUUGUGUUGUUUAA
Molecule: messenger RNA, 1848 nt
Organism: Yarrowia lipolytica CLIB122
Lineage: Eukaryota; Fungi; Ascomycota; Dipodascomycetes; Dipodascales
Biological process (GO): transcription by RNA polymerase III
Cellular component (GO): transcription factor TFIIIC complex
Molecular function (GO): protein binding
Source: RefSeq, a predicted model, not a curated record